CCUUUUAGUAAGCAAGGAAAUCAGAGCACAAUGGUACUAAGGGCAUACGUUUUAUAAAGGUAACAUGAACCAACGGAAUUCAAGACUCUUUUUGACUCUGACAGUGGCUCUCUCUUUAUCCAGCAACACUUUUUCAUCGCAAGUAAAUGAAACAACUACAUCUGUGAAUCACACUGAGCAACCCAAACAAACUGAUGCAACAACUACUGAAUUAAGCCCAAUAACUGCAGAAGUUAAGUACGGAAAUCACUCUACCAUAAGCUUAUCCUUACAAGCAAGUAAGGUGGCUUCCUCAACAGUUUCACAUUUCAGAUUUUCAUCAAAGAAACAGCAAGAUGUCCACAAAACAAAUACUUCUGGCACCGUAGCCACCAGCAUAAAGACUACUCCGAAUAAAUCAUGGCAGAACAGGUCAAAGGGAUAUUCUCCAUCAUCUACGACCAAGUCAGGCAAUCGUAAGACACCAAACAAAACCUUCAUUAUCUUGGUGAUUGCACUUCCCAUCCUGGGCCUCGUUCUGCUUAUAUUGAUGGUUGCCUUUGUGAUAUGUUUCACUCGUAAGAAAAAGCAAAUCCUGGAUGAUGAAGCUACCAGUGAAAAUCUAGCAAGCCCAAUUUUUGAAGAGGACAUUCAUUCAGUGAUGGAGGUUGAAAUGGAUGAACUGGAGAAAUGGAUGGGAAGCAUAAAAAAAGCCUCUCAACAGGAGACUUUACCGGAAGAAAAAGAAUUGAAUCCCAAAUCAAGUGAAUCAGAAUCAUGAAACGUUCGCCAAGUUAAUUGACAAAGAUGGAUUCCUGUCCCAGAAUGUCCCUGAAUGAGACAAUCCAUAUGCACUGUAUCCUUAAUGUAUUCUUUUUCAUCCACUUAUGGAGCUUUCACAAACUUCUUAAACUUUAUUUUUGAUUAAAGGUUUGUUUUUUGUUUUCAAAAAAUUGAAUUGUGCACGUAGUUACUGAUUUGUAUAAAAUGUCUAACAUAACAUCCUUUAAUUUUGUUCUGUGUAGAGGAUGUUAUUUGUUCCACAACAUAAAGGAACAAGAAAAAGAAACAAGCAAUAGUUGUAGAGAUCGAAAGAGCUAAUGUAACAAUGUGGAACAAGCACAAUACCAUUAAACCAUAAAACAGGUAGAGGUAUCGCUGAAAGAUAAAAAUGCUGCAACCAUUAAUAAGAUAACUCUGUUCAAUCAGUUUGCUACAUAUCAAGGGAAUUAGAUAGAUACUGGAAGAAAAGGAGUCUUAAAGGGGAGAAAUGAGCAGGAGAGUGGGCUCAUGUAGAAAAAAGCACAAGUGAGCCAAAUGGCCUGUUUCUAUGCUGUAAUAUUCUAUGAAUUCAGCCUCUCACAUCCUCACCUCACUGAGCGCUAAGUUUUGUACCCCUCUCACCAGGCUCCACUGGCUCCCUGAUUUCCAAUAGAUUGACUUUAAGCUCCUCACUCUCACCUACAAAUCCCUACAUGCCCUCCCCCCACACUCUCUUACCACUGGGACCUUCUCUAGCCUCACUCGUCUGCUUGUCCUCUCCACUCAGCAAAACUCAGGUAUGCCAUGUGUUCCUCACCCCCUCACACAAUUGGCAACUGAGCCUUCAGGCACUAUGCCCCUACCCUCUGGACUUCCCUCUCUCACCACCUUUAUCUGCCUAUUAGAACUUCUUGAAAACCUACCUCUUCAAAUGUGCCCACAGUCUACCAGUCAUGGUAGAACAGAGCACAGGACUUCCUUUCAGAAAUUCUAAAGGAUUAUAGCCAGUGGGACAAAUGUUUAGUGAAACUUUUACAAUUUCAAAUGUGCUGAUGGAUUACACCCUGGUGUGAUAGGAUGGACUUUAGACUUACCAUUCUCCAUACAGUGAGUUUUCAAUCUCAGCUGCACCACAUACAAAAGAGCAAAGUUAAAAGACAUUUGGAUCAGUGUCAUUUGCCCACUGGUGCCUCAGCUGUACAGUGGUUGACCCUGUGAGUAGUGUUUGGGAGCUUUCUGUGUUAGGGAAUGGGGGGCUACAGAAAGGCAAUAAAGAGGGAUAGAAAAAUAACAGACUUGCCAUCCUCCAUACAGUGAGGUUUCAGUUUCAGCUGCACCACAAACAAAAGAGCAAAGUUAAAAGACACCUGGAUCAGUGUCAUUUGGGAGAGAAAGUGAAAAGGUAAAAGAGCCUAACUCUAAUUUUUGCUCUUUUGUGUUUAGCUUUCUGUUUGAAAGAAGCAUUUUUAAAUGUGGUACAUCUAUAGUUACAAUGUAAAUGCAUAUUUCAUGCCAUAGAGAAUAACACAAUGCCCA
Callorhinchus milii (elephant shark) is the source of this 2277-nucleotide messenger RNA. RefSeq names its product transmembrane protein 154 (gene tmem154). The record is from RefSeq and is a predicted model, not a curated record. Lineage: Eukaryota; Metazoa; Chordata; Chondrichthyes; Chimaeriformes; Callorhinchidae. The coding region runs from base 65 to 760 and encodes 231 amino acids. The transcript is spliced from 6 exons.